AUGGCUAAGGCUCCAAAUGGUACAAAGGAUUACGAUGAAAUGUAUAAGCUUUUACUUGUUGGCGAUUCAUCCGUUGGUAAAACAAACCUUCUCCUUCGGUUUUCCGAUAAUAGUUUCAGCAAAACCUUCAUAGCGACCAUAGGCAUUGACUUCAAAGUUCGCACCAUAGAAAUUGAUGGGAAAAAAAUUAAGUUGCAGAUAUGGGACACUGCCGGUCAGGAGCGUUUUCGAACUAUAACAACGGCUUAUUAUCGUGGUGCGAUGGGUAUCAUGCUUGUUUACGACGUUACUAAUAUAGAUUCUUACCAUAAUAUCACUACCUGGAUGAACAACAUAACCGAGCAUACCAAUGAAGGCGUAGCGAAGAUGCUACUUGGGAAUAAAUGCGAUCUGGAAGCACAAAGAGUAGUAAAGUAUGAAAAUGGUUAUAAGCUCGCUCAAUCAUAUGGAAUCAGUUUUAUUGAGACCAGUGCUAAAGGAGGUAUUAACGUCUCUGAAGCGUUUACAAUCUUGGCCCGAAAAAUAAAAACGAAGAGGGAGCAGGAGGCUAACCUUAAUAACCCACCUAGAGAAGACAUAAGAAAUAUAACCAGCAAACGACCCAAACGCCUAAUAUGGGGAUGCUCAAUAUUGUAA
Molecule: messenger RNA, 636 nt
Organism: Schistosoma guineensis
Lineage: Eukaryota; Metazoa; Platyhelminthes; Trematoda; Strigeidida; Schistosomatidae
Source: the annotation of a GenBank genome assembly